Molecule: messenger RNA, 1483 nt
Organism: Cydia amplana
Lineage: Eukaryota; Metazoa; Arthropoda; Insecta; Lepidoptera; Tortricidae
Product: F-box/LRR-repeat protein 20
Exons: 13
Coding region: 169-1464 (431 amino acids)
Biological process (GO): SCF-dependent proteasomal ubiquitin-dependent protein catabolic process
Cellular component (GO): SCF ubiquitin ligase complex
Molecular function (GO): protein binding
Source: RefSeq, a predicted model, not a curated record
AACGCACCGUGAGCGCUCUCAACGAAGGACGUCGUGAAAAACUAGGAAAAACCAAAUCAAAGUCGUCCAUAUUUGUUUGGUGCGCUCUUGCCCGCGGUUAUUGAAAAUUUUAGGACCAACGAGUCAGUGAAAUUUUGCAGAGUGGCGAAGAUCACGCCGUACCCGAGCAUGAGUUACUCAGGGAGGAGUAAAUUCGAGAUCGGUCGGUUCUCGGGUGAGGACGAAAACCACAUAAACAAGAAGUUGCCUAAGGAGCUGCUGCUGCGGAUCCUGUCCUACCUGGACGUGGUAUCCCUCUGCCGCUGCGCCCAGGUUUCUAAACUAUGGAACAUACUGGCUUUGGACGGCUCCAACUGGCAGCGGAUAGACCUCUUCGAGUUCCAGAGAGACGUCGAGGGUCCCGUGAUAGAGAACAUAUCGCAGCGCUGCGGCGGGUUCCUUCGACAGCUGUCGCUCCGAGGGUGCGAGAGCAUAGCUGAUGGCUCUAUGAAAACACUUGCACAGUCAUGCCCGAACAUCGAAGAUUUGAACCUAAACAAAUGCAAAAAGGUCACCGACCAGACCUGCCAGGCACUCGGCAGGAGGUGCACCAAGCUACAGAGAAUAAACCUGGACUCCUGUCCCAGCAUUUCGGACAUAUCACUGAAAGCGUUGUCGGAUGGAUGUCCGCUCCUGACUCACGUAAACGUGUCGUGGUGCCAGUCCAUCACGGAGAACGGCGUGGAGGCUCUGGCCAGGGGCUGUCCCAAACUGAAGAGCUUCAUAUGCAGAGGCUGUAAGAACGUGAACGACAGAGCCGUGUCGUGCCUGGCCACGUACUGCCCGGACCUCGAGGUGCUAAACGUACAGGGCUGCGAAAGCCUAACAGACGAGUCGAUAUCGAAGUUGUGCGGCGGUAUGCGUCUCCUGUGCGUGUCGGGGUGCUCCCGGCUCACGGACGCGGCGCUCGCGGCGCUAGCGGCGCGCUGCCCCGAGCUGGUGACCCUCGAACUAGCGCAGUGCACGCAGCUCACGGACGCGGGCUUCCAGGCCCUGGCCAGGAGUUGUCGGAUGCUGGAGCGGAUGGACCUUGAGGAGUGCGUGCUCAUCACAGACGUCACGCUCGUGCACUUGUCUAUGGGCUGCCCAAGGCUCGAGAAACUGACGUUGUCUCACUGCGAGCUGAUAACGGACAACGGCAUCAAGCAACUCUCCAUGUCCCCCUGCGCCGCGGAGCACCUCACCGUGUUGGGUCUAGACAACUGUCCCCUCGUGACGGACGGAGCCCUAGAGCACCUCACAUCCUGCCACAACCUACAGCUGAUCGAGCUAUACGACUGCCAGCUGGUCACAAGGAACGCCAUCCGGAAACUUAGGAACCACCUGCCCAACAUAAAGGUGCACGCAUACUUCGCGCCGGUCACGCCUCCCGCGGCGGGCGGCGCCGCGCGGCAGCGCUACUGCCGCUGCUGCGACAUCAUAUGAUCGCGCUACAACCACAACG